AUGGCUCACACCACGCCCAUGCGCCGCCCUUCCCGUCGCCUGUCACUCCUCAUCGCCCUCCUCCUCGCCGCCUCGCCCGGCUUCACAGCUCAGAACAUAACAUCCCCAGACGCGCCGGUUAACGCCCUCGCCCCUGUCGCUGAUGCCCGCCCCGUGAGUGCGAGCGCGGCGGGCACGAUGGGCGACGAGGAGGGGUUCUACAUGGAGGAGACUCCGGCGAUCAAGCAGCUGGUGGCGCGCCUGGAGCGCAUCGCGGGCUCCAUCAAGAACCCCUGGGAGGUGCUGCUGCACCUCAACGAGCUCUUUGCCACCAGCCCCACUGGCGGCGGCGGCAGCGCAACGAUGGGCGCGGGCACGGUGUCGCCUCUGGCAGAUGGAUGCCCCGCCACGGCGGCGCAGAUGACCAAGGAGGUGUCGCGGCUGGCGUGGAGGCUGCAUUUCCGCCCCAUCAAGUACACCAUCAUGGCGCGCUUCUUCAGGAACCUCGCCAACAACGCCAAGAAGAACAACGCGGACCUGACGUACCUGGGGUGCCGCACGUACUUCAUCCCGUCCAACUUCGCGCUGAUGAACGUCAUCGCCAAGGGCGCGGGCGACAUCAGGUACCUGCUGCUGGCGCCGCUGUACAACAUCAUCAACGGCACGUACCACUUCGACAAGCUGCGCCGCCUGCCGCACGGCACCACCAUGCCGACGUUCAUCCCCGACUACCCCAUCGCCAAGUACUUCACGCCCAUCACGCCGCUCGCGCUCAUCACCUUCGGCGGCUCCAUCGUCGCCGUCGGCACGCCCGGCGCCAAGACGAUCCUCGCGCGCCUUGCGUGGGCGCAGAUUAAGGACCGCGACAUCCACUGCGGGAAAUACCUGGCGGCGCACGGCGUGAGCACCAUGGUCAUCCCGCGCGUCAAGCUGAACAACUGA
Molecule: messenger RNA, 921 nt
Organism: Closterium sp. Naga37s-1
Lineage: Eukaryota; Viridiplantae; Streptophyta; Zygnematophyceae; Desmidiales; Closteriaceae
Source: the annotation of a GenBank genome assembly